Leptonychotes weddellii (Weddell seal) is the source of this 914-nucleotide messenger RNA. NCBI's taxonomy places the organism in Eukaryota, Metazoa, Chordata, Mammalia, Carnivora, Phocidae. The record is from RefSeq and is a predicted model, not a curated record.
AUGACCGUGUUGUUGGUCAACGUGUUGACCUACGUAUUCAUGCACCUCAGGGUGAUUAUCCCAGACUUGGAAUAUCUGGUAGUGUCGGAAAUGUAUGGGAUCCACAGAAUCUGCAAGCAGCAGCAAAGCUACAGAGUGUUGAGAGAAAAAAGAAUUCCUCCCUGGAUGGAAGUGGCCCUUAUCCCCAUGACAGGAAAACCAAGUCUCUACCCGGGAUUAUUCCUGUUUACCACUCCUUGUAGACUGGUGCGGCCUGUGCAGAACUUGGAAUUAGGCAGAGAAGAACUAAUUGGAACUAUGGAGCAGAUCUUCAUGAACGUUGCCAUCUUUGAGGAUGAGGUUUUGGCAGGAGUUACCACUCACCAGGAGCUCUUCCCUCACAGCCUGCUGAGUGUGAUCGCCAACUUCAUCCCUUUCUCCGAUCACAACCAGAGUCCUCGGAACAUGUACCAGUGCCAGAUGGGGAAGCAAACCAUGGGCUUUCCACUUCUCACUUACCAAGCUCGGUCAGAUAAUAAACUGUACCGUCUUCAGACUCCACAAAGCCCUUUAGUAAGACCAUACAUGUAUGAUUAUUAUGACAUGGAUAACUAUCCAAUUGGGACAAAUGCCAUCGUUGCUGUUAUUUCUUACACUGGCUACGAUAUGGAAGAUGCCAUGAUCGUGAAUAAGGCCUCCUGGGAACGAGGCUUUGCCCAUGGAAGUGUCUACAAGUCUGAGUUCAUAGAUCUCUCUGAAAAAAUUAAACAAGGAGAUGAUAGUCUGGUGUUUGGAGUCAAACCUGGUGACCCACGGAUUUUGCAGAAGUUAGAUGAUGAUGGAUUGCCAUUUAUUGGAGCACAGCUGCAGUAUGGAGAUCCGUAUUACAGCUACCUGAACCUCAACACCGGGGAAAGCUUUGUGAUGUACUAUAA